Falco peregrinus (peregrine falcon) is the source of this 1490-nucleotide messenger RNA. It is a transcript of the gene GPR25, whose product is annotated as G protein-coupled receptor 25. The coding region runs from base 57 to 1319 and encodes 420 amino acids. Gene Ontology annotation, molecular function: G protein-coupled receptor activity. Gene Ontology annotation, cellular component: membrane. The record is from RefSeq and is a predicted model, not a curated record. The transcript has a single exon. NCBI's taxonomy places the organism in Eukaryota, Metazoa, Chordata, Aves, Falconiformes, Falconidae. Gene Ontology annotation, biological process: G protein-coupled receptor signaling pathway.
UCCCCUCCUGCCCCUUCCACCCUGCAGCCCUUGCCCCAUUGGGAAGGAAGUGCGAGAUGCUGUUUUUGAGCAGAUAUCAAAUCAACAACCCGACCGCUGGGUGCGGCAAGCACCACCCUGGGCACUGGGGAGGGCACCUGGCCACCACCAUGGCUCCUGAGGAGCUCUCCGGCUCGGCUGACUACGAUUACCCACCAGUGACCAAUGUGAUGGUGAACGAGGAGGUCUUCUCCAGGUGGGAGGUCUUCUUCACUACUGUCUUCAUCCCCAUCCUCUACACCUUCAUCUUCCUCCUCGGCCUCGUGGGGAACCUCUUUGUCAUCAUGCUGAUGGCCAAGAAGAGCGGGGGCAAGCGGGUGGUGGACACCUUCGUGCUGAACCUGGCGGUGGCUGACAUCAUCUUCAUCUGUACCUUGCCCUUCUGGGUGGUGGCAGGGGCGCAGGGGAACCGCUGGCUGCUCGGUGAAGGGCUCUGCAAGGUCAGCAGCUAUGCCAUCGCCGUCAACCGCUGCUCCAGUAUCCUCUUCCUCACUGCCCUCAGCAUGGAGCGCUACCUGGUCAUUAGGAAGGUGUUGGACACCAAGAUGGUGGGUUCCCAGAGGUACAUCCGCAUCACCUGUGCCAUCAUCUGGACUGUAUCCCUCCUCCUGGGUGCCCCAUCCCUGGUGUACCGGCGCCUGGAUGGGGACGACUGCUGGGAUGAAGAUGGAGAGGACUUCAGCCUGGCCAUGGUCUUCCUCACCUUCCUCCUGCCCUUGGGGAUCAUCACCUUCUGCUACUGCUCCAUUUACUGCCGGCUCCAGCGCCACAUCCGGCUGGGCAGGGGCGUCCAGCGCUCCCACCGCGCCAUCAUCACCAUCGUCGCAGCCUUCCUCUGCUCCUGGCUGCCCCUCAACACCUGCAAGGUCCUGCUCUUCUUCCUUGCCAAGGGGAUGCUGGUCCUGUCCCAGGGGCAGGAGGUGGCCCUGAGGUGGGUGGUGGCCAGCAGCACCUGCCUGGCCUUCGUUAACAGCUGCGUCAACCCCCUUGUCUAUGCCCUGAUGGACGGGCGCUGCCGCCCCCGAUGUCCCUUCGGUCCCUGCACACUGGGGACGGGUCCCAGCACGGCUGCCCGCUCCUCCACCACCGACUCCAGCCUCCUCUUUGGUGGCCGCAUCUGGACCAAGACCCCCGCUGGCCCCCAGCACAGGGCUGGGACUGAGCUCCAGCUGGCACCGGGGGUCCCACGGGGCCACCCCGGGGUGAAUACCCCCCCAUGCUCCCCAGUGGCCCCGGGUGCCACCGCGGUCCCCGCUGUCCUGCCUGGUCCCCAGCUUUAAUCCAGGUCCAGCCCCCCCGGUGCGAUUCCCGAGGGAGCAGCACCCCAUCCCAGCCCCAGCCCUGAGCAGGCAGGAUCUGGCCCCAGGACAACCCCCUUCCUGCCCCAUCGCCCCCCCACCCCGAGAUGCUCUUCAUAAGGGAUGGCUUCAGGAGCAACAACCUGGUUUUAA